Planococcus citri (citrus mealybug) is the source of this 1122-nucleotide messenger RNA. RefSeq names its product transmembrane protein 170A. The transcript has 4 exons. Lineage: Eukaryota; Metazoa; Arthropoda; Insecta; Hemiptera; Pseudococcidae. The record is from RefSeq and is a predicted model, not a curated record. Bases 300 to 692 code for a protein of 130 amino acids.
CUUGUUUGUUUAUUUCGUAUUAUCAGCAACUGGAAACUCGUCGAAUACGAAUUGCAUGAAAUGAUGAUAAAAGUAAAAUUAAAAAUUAUGGUGCUCGACACAUAAGUGAUGUUAUUUUAUUCAUACAGUAUUUUGCGGUUCACGCUGCAUUUGUUACCAUCAAAGCCCGACACUCAGUUGCUUAAUAGUUGGAUCAACUUGGUCGGUUGGUCAUCGUAAUAAAAAAAUAACGUUACUGAUAACGUCAGUAUUUCCUUCUUUGAUGGUGCUACCGCUGCUGUAUUGAUAAAGCGAUUGAAAUGAAUUCAAAUUCCGCAAAAAACUCUCAGCUAGAUUCGGUUUUCGAUGUGCUUGGCCUCACAUCUAGAGAUCCUUUGACCAACUUUAUUGAAAUGUGGUAUCAAAUAUUUCUAUGGGCAUUGUUUUCUUCUCUGAUCGUACACGUCAUAGCGGUUAUCAUUUCAUUCGGAACUUUGAGGAAACACAACUUUGGCAAAUUUUGUCCGAUAUUCAUAUUAUGCAUGGGAGUUCUUACACCGCUGACAUCUGGUAUCGUGAGUAGUGCUAUUAUCGCCUUUGUAUACAGAGCUUCGAUGAUUCCAAUGGCACCUCUGUACGCCAUGUUUUGGGGAACUGGACAAACGCUACUUUCUGCAGCUGUCGGAUUCACUCGUAUUUUGGCUACGUUGUGAAAACUACGUUCCUUCGUAAUCAUUGAUCGUGAUAUUGCUGCUGAAAACUCGACUUAGGUAGUCGAUUUCAAUGUUCAGACCGAGCAGAUAGCUGCUUCAAGCAAUUAUUUUUUGAAAAUAUUCGUACCUUGGUUCCAGCAUCUGCAGAUGCAGUUAACGCGACAGAUUUUGUUUUCGAAUUUAGAAAAAGGGGAAUUCUCGUUAUCUAAUGUCAUUUUCAACGCAUUUUCUUUUACUUAAUCUCUUUAUCUCUUGUCGCGAAUUUUUUUCAUUUUGUCGAUUAUAUGUCAUCAUUGAUUAUACUUCCAUCUAUUCGUAUAUGUAUGCUUAAAAUAGAAUUCUUUCGAGUUAGGUACUCGGUGAUUCUUUUAAAAUGAAAUUCAUUCAAAAACUGGCGUUUUUAUUGAAUAUUAAACAUCUUUAUCCACGA